AUGGAAUCCAUAGAUCACAUCCUGCUCGACUGUCCCUUCGUCCAUGCAGUCUGGUUUGGAAGUCCCCUCUCAUUUUCCCCACCCCAAACCUCUGCUUCUUCAUUCCAUAAGUGGAUUCAAUCUUGGGUUACCAUUGAUAAAGGUUCGAAAGCAGGCAACAGAGAGGUGUUGGGCCUCAUCUCCUUUAUUGUUUGGCACAUUUGGCUUGCUCGUAAUGCACUUAUCUUCAACCAUCGAUCUGGGAGUCCAAUGGAGGUGGUUAAAUCAGCCCAGGAUGUUUUUAACGAAUUCCUCAAGGCAAAGGCUAUGCGGAGAAAACCUCAUUCUAUCCUAGCUAUUAACAAUGCUCUUGUUCUACAACCACUCAUCCCUAUAGCUAGCUGGACUCCCCCGCCGCAAGGAUGUGUCAAAAUUAAUAGUGAUUUGUCUCAGAAGAAGGACUUAGACUCCGGAGGAUUUGGCUUUAUUAUUCAAAAUCAUGAAGGGGUGUGUUUGUUAGCAGUGUCUGAACCCUCUCAAAUCAGGUCCAUCUUAUGUGGGGAAGGUUUUGCAAUGCGGAUCGGUCUCCUUUAUACCUUAUCUGAAGGGUUUGAAUACAUCAUUGCUGAAUCUGAUAAUUUGGAACGGAUCCAGUACCUCAACAACCUGGCCAAAGCAAGACCAGUCGAGGCUUCACCUAUUAUCCAUGAUAUUACCCAUCUGAGGUCGUAUUUUAUUGAUUGUUCCUUUCACUACAUUUGUAGGGAAUGCAACUCUGUUGCCGAUUCUCUAGCUAGGAGGGCGUUGUCAUUGUCGUGUAAGACAGAAUGA
Molecule: messenger RNA, 810 nt
Organism: Telopea speciosissima
Lineage: Eukaryota; Viridiplantae; Streptophyta; Magnoliopsida; Proteales; Proteaceae
Exons: 1
Coding region: 1-810 (269 amino acids)
Molecular function (GO): nucleic acid binding; RNA-DNA hybrid ribonuclease activity
Source: RefSeq, a predicted model, not a curated record